UAGCAUCGCGCAGUCCGCAUUGAGCUGCCGGCCGCGACGCGUGUGUUGCGCGGCGCCGCGACGCCUCCCGUCGACAUCGCGAAAAAAGUUUACAUACGAAACUUUCUUAAAAGACUUUCCUUUCAACCCGAACAUUGUUGAAGUGGAACCGUCUGCCCUCUCCUGGCCUACGCGAAAAGUGACCUUUCCUAAAACCGGAAUUGGGUAUCCCCCGGAACGGGUUUAGACUCGGACCCGCCGUGGCAGGACUUUCGUGAAGUGCUAACUUGAUUUUCAGAGUGGAGUGUUCAGUGUGAGUGACUGGAUAAUACGUUGCCUUUAUCGGUAUAAGGAAGAGGACUGGACUUGGUCAAGAACAGUUCUUAAGGUCGAUUACCGAGUAAAAGUGCUGUUAAAAGUUUCAGUAAAAUAUGCCGCCGCCCGUAUAGAGGCAUGAGCGGCCGCGGCGCAGGCGGGCAGCGCUGUCAGCUGAUCCUGCAGCGUUGCCUGGCGAUCCACCUCACCAAGCCCGGGAAUGCGCCCGAUGACUUCUGGAUGUACGACUCUGGAUACCUCCUGUUUCAGAGUUUCCUAGCGGCGAACGCGAAAUGCUGGUGGGCCGGAGCCCUAGCGGCGGCUACUACGGAGCUCCGGUACGCGGGGUACGUCGCCCCGGGGGUGCUCCUCGUGGCAGGCGCGCCCCGGGCUCUGGAGACUGUGCGGGGCGCGUACGCUCGCUCCGUGCUCAAACCACCACCGACGUAUCUCAUUUGCGGAUUGGGUGACAUAGAAGACUGCAUAGUAACGCCGGCGUACCAGGGCCAGUUCACACCGCUGCCGGAGGCGCUAUGUGAUUGCAUAAUGGACCUUACCACUCAGGGGCAAUCAGCAACUUUGGAGAGCAUACGAACAUCGCUAUCGUCGAAAUUCCCCUCAAUGCAGACUCCAUCACAAGAGAUGGUGUAUGACACCUUGGCACAGCUGAUGCAGGAGAGGAAGAUUUACCAGACAUCGCGUGGGUUCUUUAUAGUCACACCUGAACGCCGCCGCUCUCGAUCCCGGUCUUCCUCCCGCCGGCAUGGCAACAGCGUCGACGAGGAGUGCCCCUCCCCCCGCACCAUCCUCAUGUCGGACCAGGAGGCUCUUCAUCAGCUCUACGGGGAGAUCACGACGGUCAGAGACGGCGCUGUGACGCACCAGUGCGUGCAGACCAAUUUGGCUGAUGUCAUCUGUGGUGGCAAUCCCAACGACAAAAUCAUUUACGGUCGUCCAAACAAGCGUCGCAGUGCGUCCUUUCCCGCCCCCCGCUCCCUCGACCGAAGGCACUCCCUGAGGAUCUUCGGGUCCUCCAGCAAGUACCUCCAGCGAUGUGCCUCGACCCGAAGUCUGCACCAUAAACACGCGAACACAACGGAUAGCUCGUCAUCCACCGAUUACCCGCCGAGCGUCGAAUCUGCGUCGCCUAAGAAAGUGUCCCUGCUGUCCCGCUUAUUCAGACGAAGCGGCCGCAGCAAGCAGACGCGCGCGAUGAGCACCUUCUCUGCCCAGUUCCCGCCCACAGAGUGGUUCAACUCGAAAGCGGUGCACUUGCACUGUGUUGCUACUCAGACUAAUUCUAAGGAGUCUUUGCAGAGCCAAGCAUCUUUCGUCUCAUCAUACUACGACGGUUCAGAGAUCAGUAAUCGGUCGUCCACUUUACCAAGAAGACACAAGAGGCACUUAUCCACCGAAUCUGGGCUGGCUGGCUCCGUCCACUACGACCACUCGCCAAUCAGGCAAUCCAGCCCCAGUUCAGGCAGUUUACCCCGGUCCACCCUCAGCAGAAGUUCUACAAACAAAACUAUAUUAGAUCACUUCGGAUCCCCACAAAGAGGCAGCGACCCAAAAUUACGCGAUAGCCCUAGCAGCAGUCUACGGAGGGGAGACUAUCAUUCUGAUCACAUAAUGUCCACUAGCGGCCCCUCCAGCUUAGAGAGCACAAGUACGCAUCGUACACCAAGAAAAGAUAGUAACAAAAAUGGUCACCUUGACUCUCCUAUGAAAAGGAGCUAUCACAACACUAGCGGUAGCAGUGGCCACUCCAGCUUAGAAUCACACAUAUCUGAUCGCACUUUAAAACCUUCACCUAGUCAUAGCAACACUCAAGGAGCACCAGGGCUUAGCAGAGCACAAUCACUGGUCAAAGUACAGAGUCUACAAAGUUCUCCUAAAAGCCUCCACAAGUACAGAAACAAACCGCCCAUCGUCGGCGGUGAAACGGUAAAAAAUGGCAAAAGCACCUCACCCAGAAGCACGCCAAAAAACUGUCCAGCUACACCCAAAAAAACCGUGACCCCUCUGCAUAAAGCGCUUGGCUCCAAACCAGAUAACCCUUCAACCACAAUGUUGGCAAGCUCGAAUUCCAAUAACUCGAUCACGCUUAAAGUUACCACAAAUACUAUGUCGCAAAAUGGUGGUGGUACUAACACCAAAGUUUAUGUACAGAAUUCCCCAGUUAGAUCAGUUAUCACUUUCGAAAAUGGUAAAGUAACUGAGACCAGUAACGGCAGCAAUAUUUAUAUAAUAAACGAUGAUAGACAAGUAGUGUCGGUCUCCCAAAAUGGUACCGUUGGAAAUCAAGCUACAAAAAACCCAACCGAAACGUCGUUUGACGUUUGCGUUGAAAAGAAUAAACAAGUCAAUCAAGAGCAAGAACCUAUAAAAGUACAAGAAAAUAAGUUCAAUAAGAAUUCAAUAAACGAUACGGGUAUGAAUAAUAAUCGUAAACUUUCUUUGCAAAUAGGUGGAGCGACAAAUAAUAACAGCUUCAUUUACAAGAAUCAGUUGAAUAAUACAAACGAAGUAGUCUCUAACCCGGCUUCACCUGCGAUACAUAACAAUAUUCACAAUAUAGAAAGUACAACAAACAGUAACCCAUCUACGCCGACCAAAAGUUAUGACAAUAUAAUCGGAUCGUUGGGAAGCCUAAGGUAUCAAAAGAAUUCUUUGUCCUCGGCUAAUAGUGGAAUUCAAAGUAAUAUAAAUUCCAACAGUGAGCUAAAAAGUGUAGAUUUGUUGAAGAAAGCAGCAGCUCUGCAAAUGUUAAACGGUCUUCCAAAUGUAAAUAACAGAAUGAGUUCUGAUUCCAUAGCGAAUCUACUUACAAAGGCGAUUGACCAGAAGCCGACAGUUUUGGGAUCUGAACCGAAUUUAGCACUAAAGAACCAGGAGCCGAUAAAGGACAUAAACACAUCGACAGAGAAAAUAAACAGCUUGGAAAACAAGCAAAAGAGAUACAGUCUCAGCCAGGAGAGCAAGAAAGAAAAUCAAGAUUUUUACAAUUUUCCGAGCUUAAGCGAUUUGAGCUUUAAUUUUACUAGUUUAGCCGCUCAGAAAAUUUUGAAAGGGGUCAGUAUAAAUAGCGUCGACACGUUGGUGGAAUUAAACAUGGCGGCCAAUAACUCCGAGAAACAGAAUAAUCGCGAAGUCGCUGCUGUGUGUACGGAUUUUGGCCUUGUAUAGUACUUAAGAAAUAUUUUUUGUUAAAAUGUACAAUAUUAGUCUUAUCCCUGUACAAUGUAAGCUAGCUGUAUAACUUAUUCGUAGUAUCUUUGUAACAAUCCUUUAGAUACGCACUUUAGUUGGAACCUUGUACUCUUUUAAGAUUUUGUACUCCCAAGUUAUUGAAUAUCUCCUAUUAUCAUUGUAUCCUCUAAUAAAUUUUGUUUGUCUUUACUAACUUAUCGAAAAUAUCGUCGUAGGAAUUUUAAGCCGUAUUCGUAAAAUUAAAACAAAAGAACAAAAUGUUCAUGAAGUUUGUUUGACAAUAUACUUAAUGAACGUGUGGCCUAAUACGUGAUUACGAGGAAUCUUAGUGCCUAAUACGAUCGUAAUAAGAUCGAUUUUUCAAUUUUGUAGCCAUAUCUAAUCUCCAUUUUAGAAUUUAGCUAAUAACACAAUUUAGACAUGAGAAAUUCUUGAGCACUAUUCAAACGACAUAAAGAAUACACCCAAAAUUCUUAGAAAUAAAAUAAGGUAGUCUUCGAGCACAUUUCUUUUUCGUGCCAUCAAUACUUCCAGUGAAAAAGUUGAGUACAAACUAGAAAACCUUUCCGCUAACCGAAUCCAUCCAAAAAAUGGGAAUUUAUAGGAAUGUUUAAACGUAUGUCAUGUUUAAGUGCCAUAUAAAACCAUAGUAUUACGCAUGUGGAUGAUCAGUGGAAAUUGGUAUAAAUUAGUAUCCAUUAAACCUGUGCUCCAGUACAGAAAGGGUAUUUAUUCAUUAGUAAAUGUAAUCGGAAGUCAUCAAUGCAUACUGUAAGUGUUUAGUAACGCCAUUAAUGUAAAAAUGUAUUAACAAUAUAAGUUGAUGCUUU
Amyelois transitella is the source of this 4334-nucleotide messenger RNA. RefSeq names its product serine/threonine-protein kinase DDB_G0283821 (gene knockout). The transcript has 9 exons. Gene Ontology annotation, biological process: positive regulation of transcription by RNA polymerase II. Lineage: Eukaryota; Metazoa; Arthropoda; Insecta; Lepidoptera; Pyralidae. Gene Ontology annotation, cellular component: nucleus; cytoplasm. Bases 433 to 3480 code for a protein of 1015 amino acids. The record is from RefSeq and is a predicted model, not a curated record. Gene Ontology annotation, molecular function: DNA-binding transcription activator activity, RNA polymerase II-specific; RNA polymerase II transcription regulatory region sequence-specific DNA binding.